Molecule: messenger RNA, 924 nt
Organism: Cucurbitaria berberidis CBS 394.84
Lineage: Eukaryota; Fungi; Ascomycota; Dothideomycetes; Pleosporales; Cucurbitariaceae
Exons: 4
Coding region: 1-924 (307 amino acids)
Biological process (GO): mycotoxin biosynthetic process
Source: RefSeq, a predicted model, not a curated record
AUGUUCACCGACCUCUUUCGCUCCCGUCCUAAGCAUACGCGCCUGCCGCAGCACGACGCGGAGAGCCUUGACAGCGACACGCUCUUGCCCUCUUCUUCCUCAACAACUUCAUUGCCCCUCAAGAUACCCGCUCUCGAUCGUUCCAACCGUGAUAUCCAGGUGGCCGUGAAGACCCUCUUGCUUUGCACUUUUGUAUAUCUCGGCGCCGCACUGUGGAUAGCUUACAGCGUUCACAAGACUACAUUCGUAGCCAAUGCGGACGACUUUUGCUUGCAUCAUGUUUCGCUAUAUUGUGAUGUAGCGCCGGUCGUCAAGGAGGUGAAGCCGAAUUGGCAUACGCAGCUGUUCAACGGGAGCUUUCUGCAUGAGAAUGUCUAUCGACAGUCAGCGGGACCAGAAGUAGAUGCUGCAUGGGAGGCUCUGGGCGUGAAUUAUCGAAGCGUCGUUGUUCCGCUGGACGAAGCAGAAGCGACGGGGCUGCGCCACGACCAAGUAAAGGUCAGUCAAGAGUACGGUGGUGGGUUUCCGGGAAAUGUCGAAGGGCUACAUCACCUACAUUGCCUGGAUCUGCUGCGCAAGACGCUCCAUUGGAACUACGACUACUAUCUCGCCAAAAAAGACGGCCCGUUCGUGAACAGCGAAUACAUUGUGCGCGUUCAUACAACGCACUGCUUGGACAUCUUGAGGCAGGUACUGAUGUGCAAUCCCGACGUGGGAGUGCUCGGACAGGUUUGGUGGCAGCCAGAAGACGUGCCACACCCGAUGCCAUUUGUUGACUUCAACACCAAACACCGAUGUCGCGAUUAUGAGUCGAUCAGGUCGUGGGCAGAAGCGAACCAGUUGCCGCCGGAGAAGGAGGUAGACAUGAGUCGCUUCUACGAGAUGCCGAAGCCAGGAGACAUGAUCUACCCUUCCAUUCCUUAG